Molecule: messenger RNA, 381 nt
Organism: Peronospora matthiolae
Lineage: Eukaryota; Oomycota; Peronosporomycetes; Peronosporales; Peronosporaceae
Source: the annotation of a GenBank genome assembly
AUGCGUCCAUCGAUCAUCCUGUCCGCGGCAUUGGUUUGCCUUUCAGCUUGUGGCAAUGUCGUCAAAGCAGCUUCGGCGUCCGAGAACCUCAUAGCGUCUCACGAGACCUCGCCUGCAAUGGCCGGCGACGCUGUCGUUGAUACCAACGUGAACACCACGAAACGACGCGAUCAUGUGCGGACACCUGAGACUGGUUCGCCGGCAGAUGCAAUGGACGGCAAAGGCAACGACGAGAUGGCCAGCUAUGACGACCAUCCUGGUAUGACGCGUGUCAGCGGGAACGAUGACAGCUCCGAAAGAUCCCUAGACUUUUUCAGCGAGUCCGGUGGUAAACCGAAUCAUCGCAUGUUUUGGUACGCCGCGGAUUAUGUAACGGGGUGA